AUGCAAUUCCUCAUACAUGGUGUUUCGUCAUUGAACCUUACCAAUGAUUAUCUUAACCACAAAUGCUUCCUUAAUCAAGGAAUUUAUAACUCUAGAAGUAAGUACAAGGACAACCUCAACAUUUGCUUACGUGAGGUUCGUACUGGAAGUUCUACCAUGGGUGGUUACCUGAAUAUGAAUAUGGGUGAAGCUCCGGAUACUGCUAACGUUCUGUUCCAGUGUCGUGGUGACACUCGUGGGUCUAAAUGCAAUUCAUGUGGUGACGCAGCAGUCGCAGGGUUUCGUAAAAGAUGUCCGAUGAACAAAGGAGGUAUAAUAUGGUAUAACCUAUGUUUUCUCUGGGUUAGUGCGAUUAAUGAAACUGAUGGACAAUUCAAAACUGAUUAUAAGAAUACAUUUUCUAUGAAAAACCCAAAUAACGUGAGAGGGGAUGCAAAAUUGUUCGCCAAGAGGGUGGUAGAUUUUUUUUCUGAGCUAACACUUAAAGUCUAUCUACGCCUCAAGUGGGGCCACGAAGUCAUACUUUACUCAGCAGGGGAGAAGAAGCUCGGGAAAAAUACAUUGUAUGCAAUGGUGCAGUGUAUAGGAUCAACAUUAGAUUGUGAAAGUUGCUUGGCAUGGAGUAUCAAUAAGCUUUUCAAGAACGGUGAUAUUAAACAAGGAGGAAGAGUUUUGGGUAUGAACUGUAAUAUCAGAUAUGAGCUAUAUCCGUUUCUUAGGAGUUAAAGAACUUUUAUGGUGGUGAUGAAUACAUCCUCUUCAUAAUUUCCAAUUAUGUUUUAGUUUUGUUUACUCUUUUCCUUUUUGCUGAAAUGUAAUAAUCAUAUAUUAAUAAUAGCGUUUACAAAAG
Eruca vesicaria subsp. sativa (arugula) is the source of this 850-nucleotide messenger RNA. Lineage: Eukaryota; Viridiplantae; Streptophyta; Magnoliopsida; Brassicales; Brassicaceae. The record is from the annotation of a GenBank genome assembly.